CCCUCGUCUCGUCUCUUCCGUCUCUCGCCGCCGCCGCCCCUUGCACAGUCCGAUUCGACUUCAUCCCCGACUCCGACUCCGACUCCGAUUUCCGCUAGCUAGCUCGUCUCCUCUCACUUCCCGGAGCUCAGCGAGGAGGGAGAUGUCAUCGUCUGACUACGAUUACUUUGAGGGGUCCCUGGUGGCGGACGCAUCCCUGCAUCCGCCCAUCCACGGCGAAGGCCCGGAUGAUGGGGCCCCGAUGCCGGGCUCGAUCCUCCUCGACUUCAAGGCCUACAUCGACCAGCGCCGCAACGCCACCUCUGCCCACUCCAAGACGAGGGACGGCCACAGCAUCCAUGUCACAUUCUGGCCGGCCCACCCGCCGCGCGUCUCCUAUUUCUCCGUCUGCUGCCCUGACCUGGAGCCCGGCGACUUCGCCGAGGAGCCCGUCAUCGUGGCCGCGGAGGACGACCUCGUCCUCCUCCGCCUUUUCCUGGGCCCUCGGAGCGCCACCGCCGAGCGCGACAGGGUCGACUACUUCAUCUACAAGGCCGGCGGCGGGAUGCCGUCGCUGGAGCUGCUCAAGCACCCGGGCCCCUCCCGCAUCUUCGACGACCGCCAUGUCGGCCUCCUGCGCUGCCGCUCCCCCACGAGCGACGACAGCCACAGCAAGCCCAUCCUGCGCCCCCACGGCUCCAAAGAUGACGGCUUCUACAUCGUCGCCGCGCUCUGUUACGGGCCGAUGGUGCCCGGAUACUACGACCUCCACACCUAUGACUCCAGGACCAAGGAUUGGGCCACCAAGACGGCCUUGAUGCGCCAGGAGCAGGUGCGCGGCCAUCACUCUUCCCAUUGUAACAGCAAGGUGAUUGUGGUCGGGGGAAGGGCCGGCACCAUGGGCUGGGUUGAUCUCUGGCGGGGCAUCCUCUUCUGCGACGUCCUUCUCCAGGACCAACCCUUGGGGCUCCGCUUCGUCGCGUUGCCAGCGCCGAUCAAACCUGACAGGAAACUGAAAGGCUGCCCGAGGAUAGCCCGGGACAUUGCCGUCAUCAAAGGUUGCAUCAAGUAUGUUGAGCUUCAGACACACGUCAGGCCGGGCUCAGCCGUCGAUGGCAACUUCAUUGCCGAUGAUUGGACAGCUGCCACAUGGAGCAGGAAGGCUACUACCAAGUCUUUAGAGAAGGGUUCUUGGCAACCCGGCUGCAAGGUCCGUGCUUCUCAGAUCUCUGCCAAAAAGAAUCCGGUGCAAUUUGAGUCGCUGCCUAAGCUGCUCGACGAUCAAGGCACGCCUCAGCGAACCUUGGAGAGACUCCACACUGCUCAUCCCACACUCAGCUUGCAUGAAGAUAAUGUUGUCUACCUCAUGACUAAGAUCCACUACCUAAAGGACACCAAAGCAUGGGUGCUUGCUAUCGACGCAAGAAAGAAGACACUACAAGGAGUUGCUGAGUUUGAUGCACGAAUAACUUUCGGCAUGAGUUUCACCUGCAUGUGCAGCAGUAUAUCCGAACAUCUGCAUUUGGCUCCAGCUACAAAGGGUCACUUGAAACGAUCAGGUAUGCCGAUGCGGCAAUCCUCUCUCAAGAAGCUGGCUGGAAUCGCUCUGAUGGAUUUGCCAGCCAGGGAUGGUGAACAAAAGCACCAGGAUACGGCAGAAGGAUCGAGUGUGGGAGCACUAGAUGGGGUCUGACAGCUCUGGACGCCGCAAUUGUCGCUGGAUCCGGUGGGGUAGCAAAGAAAUCGACAUGGUUCGUGAGGAGGCACAGACAACCAUGGUGCACACGACAUAAAUGCCUCCGACGACACCGAGCAGGCUACUCCGGCAACGACUCCAUUGGCGACAGGAUGGCAGGACCGGAAGCUAGGGAGGAAAAGGAGAGGCGGAUGGCGGUGGCGGAGGCGGCGGCAACCGUUAGCCGGGUGGAGGCGCAUACCCUCUUACGCGUAGAAGAGUUGGGGUGCAAUUUGUGCAAGCGAGGUGGGGGCCGGCACACUAGAACGGGUGAGAUCAUGGGAGUCGGGACGGGCGUGGGAUUCACGAGAUUCAAGGUGAGUGUCAGAUUCAUAGGAUUCAGGGUGUUAAAAACUUUUUAAGUAAUAGAGAUAGAAAGAGCUAAUUCUAGUGUACUCACUGGAAAUGAACUACUUGGUCGGCCCAUUUGUGCCCCAACAGAAAUAUGUGCAUUUUAACGUCAUGACUUGUAUGAUCAUGCAUGCUCCAUACAAGGCGCCGGCGGCCAAACUUUCUCCGGCC
Molecule: messenger RNA, 2236 nt
Organism: Phragmites australis (common reed)
Lineage: Eukaryota; Viridiplantae; Streptophyta; Magnoliopsida; Poales; Poaceae
Exons: 3
Coding region: 143-1672 (509 amino acids)
Source: RefSeq, a predicted model, not a curated record